AUGCCGGAUCGUCAGAGGAUCACGAUCAUCCUCCUGUCGAUAGGCGGAGUGUUCAUCUUCCUGACGUGCACCAUCAACGUCUUUAUUGCCGUGCUUUGCGAGUGCUACGACCAGGAGCAAGAGCGCAUGGUCUGCACGUUCCUGAAGGAGCGCGCAAGAAUCUGCAGCGGCUACUUCCUGCGUCCGAAGAUGAAAGCCACGGGCUUCAGCUUCCUCUCGCAGGAAAUACGGAAGCUCACGUGGUGGCGCUGGAUCCUGCUCUUGGUAGUCGUCGUGGUCUUCUAUGGCGUGACUCUCUUCCUUAUCUCAGAGGCAGACAUCGUCACGGCCUGGUUUGGCGACAGCUGGCUGCAGCUAGGGGUACAGGCUUGGGUCAAGUGUCCUGGUGAUGUCGCACAGCCUUUUAUCAGCAGAUGUCCGGCAUAG
Molecule: messenger RNA, 426 nt
Organism: Symbiodinium sp. CCMP2456
Lineage: Eukaryota; Dinophyceae; Suessiales; Symbiodiniaceae
Source: the annotation of a GenBank genome assembly